Messenger RNA from Mus pahari (shrew mouse), 4531 nucleotides. It is a transcript of the gene Rigi, whose product is annotated as DExD/H-box helicase 58. NCBI's taxonomy places the organism in Eukaryota, Metazoa, Chordata, Mammalia, Rodentia, Muridae. The record is from RefSeq and is a predicted model, not a curated record. Gene Ontology annotation, cellular component: cytoplasm. Bases 243 to 2852 code for a protein of 869 amino acids. The transcript is spliced from 17 exons. Gene Ontology annotation, molecular function: zinc ion binding; double-stranded RNA binding; ATP binding.
GCUGCGCCCAAACUUAAAGGCGAUUCCCGAGGCACUUUUAGGUCCCUGCGGUUCAGUGGCUGUCUAGGUUCAGAAACGAAACUGGAUCCCCCGCCCCCCAGCGCCCUGAGGCAGUUUCGAUUUCCUAGGGCCAGCCGGCUAGGCAGCUUUUUCCAUCGGGACUCCUCGGAAAGUCCCCACCGCAUUCAUCUCUGGCGGAUUUGGGGGAGCCAGGGCGCUCAUCGAUCGCCUGGAGCCACAGAAUGACAGCUGAGCAGCGGCAGAAUCUGCAAGCAUUCAGAGACUAUAUCAAGAAGAUUCUGGACCCCACCUACAUCCUCAGCUACAUGAAUACCUGGCUCGAGGAUGGUGAGGUGCAGUACAUUCAGGCCGAGAAGAACAACAAGGGCCCAAUGGAGGCCGCCUCACUGUUCCUCCAGUACCUGGUGAAGCUGCAGUCCGAGGGCUGGUUCCAGGCCUUUUUGGAUGCCCUGUACCAUGCAGGUUACUGUGGACUUUGUGAAGCCAUCAAAAGUUGGGACUUUCAAAAAAUUGAACAGUUAGAGGAACACAGGUCACUUUUAAGACGUUUAGAACCAGAAUUUAAGGCCACAGUUGAUCCAAAAGAUAUCCUUCCUGAAAUAUCCGAAUGUUUGAUUAAUCAGGAAUAUGAAGAAAUCAUGCAGAUCCGCCACAAUAAAGGGAGAAUGGCAAGUGCGGAGAAGAUGGCCCAAUGUCUUAUCAGAUCCGAUAAGGAGAACUGGCCGAAGGUCUUGCAACUUGCUUUGGAGAAAGACGACAGCAAGUUUAGUGAACUGUGGAAUGUUGAUAAAGGUUUCAAAAGGGCUGAAAGCAAGGCUGUUGAGGAUGAUGGAGCAGAGGCGUCCAGCAUACAGAUUUUCAUUCAGGAAGAGCCAGAGUGUCAGAAUCUCAGUCAGAAUCCCGGGCCUCCUUCAGAAGCGCCUUCUAACACUUCACACAGCCCAUUGAAACCAAGAAAUUACCAACUGGAGCUUGCCCUGCCUGCCAAGAAAGGGAAAAAUACAAUCAUAUGUGCUCCUACUGGUUGUGGAAAAACCUUUGUGUCGCUUCUUAUAUGUGAACAUCAUCUUAAAAAAUUCCCAUGUGGACAAAAAGGGAAAGUGGUCUUCUUUGCUAACCAAAUUCCUGUCUAUGAACAGCAGGCAACUGUGUUCUCACGAUAUUUUGAAAGACUUGGGUACAACAUUGCGAGCAUUUCCGGGGCAACAUCUGAUAGCGUCUCAGUGCAGCACAUCAUUGAAGGCAAUGACAUCAUCAUCCUAACACCCCAGAUUCUUGUGAACAAUCUCAACAACGGAGCCAUCCCCUCGUUGUCUGUUUUCACUCUGAUGAUAUUUGAUGAGUGUCACAACACCAGCAAAAACCACCCAUACAAUCAGAUCAUGUUCAGAUACCUAGACCACAAACUCGGAGAGUCGCCAGACCCACUGCCUCAGGUCAUUGGGCUGACUGCCUCCGUCGGCGUCGGAGAUGCUAAGACCACGGAGGAAGCCAUGCAACAUAUCUGCAAACUCUGUGCCGCCCUCGAUGCCUCCGUGAUUGCCACAGUCAGAGACAACGUAGCAGAGCUGGAGCAGGUCGUGUAUAAGCCCCAGAAAAUUUCCAGGAAAGUGGAAUCCCGGACUUCGAACACGUUUAAAUGCAUCAUCUCUCAGCUGAUGAAGGAGACAGAGAAGCUGGCAAAGGAUGUCUCCGAGGAACUUGGAAAGCUAUUUCAAAUUCAAAACAGAGAAUUCGGCACCCAGAGAUAUGAACAGUGGAUUGUCGGUGUCCACAAAGCGUGCUCGGUGUUUCAGAUGUCCGACAAAGAGGAGGAGAGUAGGGUCUGCAAAGCGCUCUUCCUGUACACAUCGCAUUUGCGGAAAUACAACGAUGCACUCAUCAUCAGUGAGGAUGCACAGAUGACAGACGCUCUGAAUUACCUCAAAGCCUUCUUCCACGAUGUCCGAGAAGCAGCAUUCGAUGAGACGGAGCAAGAUCUUACUCGGAGGUUUGAAGAAAAACUAGAGGACUUAGAAAAAGUUUCCAGGGAUCCCAGCAACGAGAAUCCUAAACUAAGAGACCUCUACUUGGUCUUACAAGAAGAGUACCACUUAAAGCCAGAGACCAAGACCAUUCUCUUCGUGAAGACCAGAGCACUUGUGGAUGCUCUGAAGAAAUGGAUUGAAGAAAAUCCUGCACUAAGCUUUCUAAAGCCUGGCAUACUGACUGGGCGUGGCAGAACAAACCAGGCAACAGGCCGAGGAAGAGCACGGGACAGCAAGUGCUUCCUCCUGACCAGCAGCGCUGAUGUGAUUGAAAAAGAAAAGGCGAACAUGGUCAAGGAAAAAAUAAUGAAUGAAUCCAUUUUAAGACUGCAGACAUGGGAUGAAAUGAAAUUUGAAAAGACAGUUCGCCGCAUACAGUUGAAUGAAAAACUCCUCAGAGACAGUCAACACAAACCACAACCUGUCCCCGACAAAGAAAACAAGAAACUGCUGUGUGGAAAGUGCAAGACUUUUGCGUGCUACACAGCCGACAUUCGAGUGGUUGAGACAUCCCACUACACUGUACUCGGAAAUGCUUUUAAGGAGCACUUUGUGUGUAAGCCACACCCUAAACCAAAGAUCUAUGACAGUUUUGAGAAGAAAGCAAAAAUAUUCUGUGCCAAACAGAACUGUAGCCAUGACUGGGGAAUUUUUGUGAGAUACAAGACGUUCGAGAUUCCGGUCAUAAAAAUCGAAAGUUUCGUUGUGGAAGAUAUUGCGAGCGGAGUUCAGAACCGGCACUCAAAGUGGAAGGACUUUCAUUUUGAAAGGAUACAGUUCGAUCCUGCAGAAAUGUCCAUAUGACCACGGGCUUCUCAGUCUCGCACUACAAGGAGCCAUGCCUUAAGCGUGGACUUGAUGAGCCAAUGCUUUCUAACCCAAGCUUGCACAAUCCUUUCUUACACAAGCCCGCACCGUGUUGAAUGCCAGAUAACCUGACGAGUUUGUUUCAAGCUGUUUCUGUCCACACCCAGCACACACGCCUGAACCGCAGCACCGAAUAAGUUUCUUCACCAAUAACUCAGAGCAUAGCACUUGGCCAUGGUGGGGAGGGGUUAAGCUUUUCCCUUUUACACUUUUCAGAACUGCCCGCCAGGGAAUGCGCAGCCACUCGGUACACCGAGACGCAUGGUGAUGGUGUGCUGGAAGGGUUUCUGCCCUGCUGCAAGCUGCCUUCUGCCCUUAACAACAGUGCCCUUAAGAACAGUGACUUAGUUCUUUUCCAGGCCACCAGACUGACUGCCAGAUCCACAGCACUUCUGUCCCCUGCAUUGUCCCCUGCAUUGACUCCUUUCCGGAUUUGACCCCGCCACCCUGUCACCCUCUGCAGAGUCUCCUGGUUUCUGUCUCUUCCCUGUCUUUUCUAUUGGUUUCUUUGCUGACACAAAUUUGGUGAUUGCAAGGUUCAAUGUGCACACACAUAUAUAUAUUUAAAAUGAUAUAUACUUUUAAAAUGUAAAAGACUACAGUUGACAGCUAUGCUUACUGAGACGGGAUGUCUGUUCUGUUUACUAUACAUCUUACCCUUGGCUCUCAUCUGUUCUUAUAACUUGGGCCAUUUCCCCUCUUUGAAUAGACACCUCAAACUCUGUACGUCUGUCUGUUCCCCACCUGUUUGAGACAGGGUCUCUCUGUAGACCAGAAACUCGAUAUGUAGACCAUGCUGGCCUUGAACUCACAGAUCCCCCCGCCUGUCAAGUGCCGAAAUUAAAAUCUUUCACCAUACCUGGCUCUAGCUAUUUUCAAUAAAGGCUGAUGUUUAACAUUUGGGCUACUUCCAAUUCAUUCCCUGACAUGGCUUGUUGUUGUUGCUGGUGGUGGUGUUGACUUUUUGGUGCUGUUCCUCUCUGUAGCCCUGGCUCUGUAGACCAGGCUGCCCUUGGUCACAGAGAUCUGCCAGGCCUGGAUCACCGUCCCUGCCUUGCCCUUUCUUCUUCAACAUUUUAUAUUCAAAUGACACUUCCAUGCUUCUUCUCAAGGUUUGCCAAUGCUUUGGACAGCUUAGUUUGGGGUUCUUCAGAUCAAGGGACAAGUGUCUUACUUGUAAAUUCAUCAAUUGUAGACCAUCAAUGGCCUAAACAAAACUGCAGAGAUCAUAUGACCACAUAACUCUUUUUCCAGGACAUUUAAUUUGAAGACCACCCCAAGCCCACCGGGAGCACAGUGGGUCACCCACACUCCCCAGGUCAACCCUGGAGGUCAACAGAAUGACAUGGGAUAGCACACUACUUCCCACAGAUGCCUAGAGAAAUUACCCAGCAACAUAACUCUUUGGGGAAAAAAAAAAACCCCUAUAGGGAUAAGGCUUUUAAUUGAUAGAAUAGGUAGAAAAAAAAAAGAUACAUAGUAGUUCUUGAUAGUGGUUAUUGGUAAAAUUCUUAGUGGAAUAAAAUGAAUUUGCCGAGAGCUGACUUUCACUUAUGUCUUUUAGUCUAUGUUGCCUUUCUUCGCCGCUACAGUUUAAGAACUCUACAGCUUGUACA